Dreissena polymorpha is the source of this 1508-nucleotide messenger RNA. RefSeq lists its product as uncharacterized. NCBI's taxonomy places the organism in Eukaryota, Metazoa, Mollusca, Bivalvia, Myida, Dreissenidae. The coding region runs from base 63 to 794 and encodes 243 amino acids. The record is from RefSeq and is a predicted model, not a curated record. The transcript is spliced from 8 exons.
AUAUUGCUCAUACUGAUUUUGCAACCACAAAGAACGGACGUUUAAAAAUCUAAACUGAAAGCAUGGCUGAGUACAAUUUUCAACUACACCUGUUGAUUGUUGGACUACUCGUCACUUCAGGGGCACUAAAAUACGUAAUGGCUGAAACAGACACACAUCUUGCUCUCUACAAGCCCGUGAACCAAACUGACACCUCGGGCGAGGCAUUGGCAACCCUAGCUGUUGAUGGAAACGCAUCUACCUGUUCACAAACGACAACGGUUGAAGCGGAAUGGAUAGUCGACCUGAUGGAUUAUUACAUCCUACAGGAAGUGACGAUCCUUCCGGAAUUUUCCGCAAUAUCUCAAUGGGGGUCAGGACUUGAGGCAUUUUCCUCCGAACAGCCAGAAAAGUGGGCGCAAUUUAUCAUGCACAAAAAUGGCGGCUCUCCCUGGAUGCCUCAAGUUAACGAUACCCAGCCAUACAUAGAGGUUACCUAUCAACAAGUUGUGCAGGUUUCGGGGGUAGACAUACACGAAUUAUACCGCUCAGGCAGCGUUAAGGCCAUCACUUGCAAAGCUGACGGACGCUGGAUUACUUUAUGGAGCACAGCACCAAACAAUUCGUUGUCCUAUGGACGCAUAUUUUCCCCAGAACUGCAUAGUACUUGCAUUUCAAAUUUCAUCCGAUUGGAAUUCGAAGUUCUUGAUUAUGAAGUGGCAAUAAAGAUGCUCUUCAACUGCAUGGAAUUCCACAAGAACAAACAUUCAGAAUCCAAGGACGAACGAAAGGGUUGUACAAGAACGAGGGUAUAGUGACUGUGUCCAAAAACGAGACCGCCAGAUGGAGCCUUAUGGACCAGAGCGUGGUCAGACAGGUCACAAUACAGAAACACCCCCAACUCGAUCCCCUGAAAGUAUGCGAGGUCACGGUCACGGGGUACAAAGAAUCCAGAAUUCCACCUUUCCGCGUUGUGACUGGAAUCGGCAUGUUGAGUCAACGCAUCACUACCGUCACCAUGGUAACAUCUAAAAUCAUUUGCGCGCAAGAGUGUCUACGCCAGGUGGCGCCUGCGUGCAGGAUUGCACAAUUAGACCAAGACAAGCAAAGCUGCGCACUGUUCGAAAGUUUGGGCCACGAAAAAGACACAAUGAAUGGAAACUUCACGAUCAUUUUUAAGAACGCAUUCUACAUGUUUGAGUAAACUAGAAUAAAAAGUAUCUCGCAGCGGCAACAAAAUAGAUUAAUGUACUGUGUCUUAUCAUCUAAACGAGUGUUUAUCGGGAAUUUAUGUUUUUUAUUGUAACGUGCUUGACGGCACAUAUGUGAGAACGAUAACAUAACGAAUUUGCAUUAUGUUGGGUGUAUUAAUUGUGUGGAUCGUGGAUUUAACUUUUAACUUCAAUAUCUUCUCGCUUUUUUGCUAAAUUUCCCAUUUUCAUCGAAAGAAAGAAACAAUCAAUGUCAAUCAUGACUGUCUUUUGUUUAGACAUUUCCGUGUUAACAUUUUUUUCACGUAAUAAUUGUGA